Molecule: messenger RNA, 1172 nt
Organism: Stomoxys calcitrans (stable fly)
Lineage: Eukaryota; Metazoa; Arthropoda; Insecta; Diptera; Muscidae
Product: rho guanine nucleotide exchange factor 25
Exons: 6
Coding region: 69-1070 (333 amino acids)
Biological process (GO): axon guidance
Cellular component (GO): cytoplasm
Molecular function (GO): guanyl-nucleotide exchange factor activity
Source: RefSeq, a predicted model, not a curated record
GCCAAUGAUAUAGAACCAUAAAACGCCACAAUCUUCACAACACAAUAUUCCUUCAAAAUUAAUGAACAAUGUCUUACAAGCUUGAGCGUACACCAAAUACCUUGAGAAUUUUGGAGACUUUGCUGACAGAGUUGAUAGACAGUGAGGAAACUUAUAUUGAAAAACUAUCUUUAAUAAUAAGAUAUUUAGAAGAAUUCCGCAAAAAGAAACCCCAAGUGCCUGUACCCGAUGAUUUGCGUAGCUACAAGGGUCUCUUUGUAUUCUGUAAUGUGGAGGACAUAUAUCGCUGGCACAAGGAAGUCUUCAUGUUAUCCUUGGUCAAAUAUCGCCAAUGUUCAUCACAAUUGGGUAAUGCUUUUGUCAGUAGUGAAACACAUUUCCAUAUGUAUUGUAAAUAUUGUAAUAAUGUGCCCAUUGCCGAGUUUAUUGUGACCGAACAUUUGGAAUAUUUCAAUCAACUUAGUCAGGCUUUUGGCCAUAAACCAGGAGAGCUCCUUGAACUUUUGAAAAUACCAACCCUCAGAUUGGCUGAGUAUAGAAUUUUGCUAUCACGCAUUGCGGAACAUCUUAAAAUGUUGGAAGCCGAUUGGGAAUCUGUUAAUGGUGCCUACAAUAUGAUUGAGAAAAUUUUUAAACACACCACCGAUUUUAAUGCCCUGGAAGGUAUGAAAAAUUAUGAGGACAACAUAUACGAACAUGGCAAAUUGAUUUUUCACAACUAUUUGACCUGCAAAUAUGAGGGCAAGACUAGACGCCAUUAUGUAAUACUUUUUAAGCGCCUACUGGUAUUUGCGGAUAAACAAGAGACAAGAGAUAAGAAUGCUAUGCCCUCAUAUACCUAUCGUCUACAGAUACCGAUGAACAAACUGAUUCUUAAAGAAUUGCCCGGCCACAAAUUUACUUUGAGAUCUACAGAUCCUCAAUGUGAGGAUUUAUGCAUUGUUUGUAAUGGUGAAUCGGAUCAACUCCAUUACCUUUGGCUGCAGCAAAUAAAAAGUCAAUUGAAGAUGCAAACCGAUUUAAUAGCUGCUUUGCAGAAUCCUACAGCGCAGUAUGAAAGGCAGUUGUAAUUUGAGGUUUAAGAUGUAAAUUGUUUUUAAUAAUUUACAAUAUUUUUAUAAUUGUAAGAAAGAUUUUCUAUAGAUAUAAAAUACAAAUAUUUUACAACAUCA